Messenger RNA from Cyprinodon variegatus (sheepshead minnow), 4308 nucleotides. It is a transcript of the gene nr2f6b, whose product is annotated as nuclear receptor subfamily 2 group F member 6. The transcript is spliced from 6 exons. Lineage: Eukaryota; Metazoa; Chordata; Actinopteri; Cyprinodontiformes; Cyprinodontidae. The record is from RefSeq and is a predicted model, not a curated record. Gene Ontology annotation, molecular function: zinc ion binding; nuclear receptor activity; RNA polymerase II cis-regulatory region sequence-specific DNA binding. Bases 1069 to 2289 code for a protein of 406 amino acids. Gene Ontology annotation, biological process: anatomical structure development; negative regulation of transcription by RNA polymerase II; cell differentiation.
CACUCUGUGCUCUUUGACUCUGCUGGCCUUAUAAGGCAUCCAGAGCCAUGGCAACAGCAGUGCUUGAAUAGCAGUGUCAAAUCCCUCAGCACACAGACACACGCUCACUCUCCCUAAAGGAGGGAGAGAAGCGGAGGAAGAGGAGGCUAUCUCUGGGCUGCACUCCGUUGCUGAGUCUGGUUAGAAGAGAAAAGGGCGCUGUGUUUUUUUCCUGCCCUGUUGGGGCUAAUUUAUUCCUGCCUGGGCCAGGCAGAAAAACAAGAAAGGGAAGGAGCAGGAGAGGGAAGAGCGCAACAGUCUGGCAGCUGCAGCAGGGAGGUUCUGGUCUUUGGAUGUAACUGUGCGAUGGACAAGCUCUGACAAAACAAGAAAAUAGAGACAUGACUUUAAGGAAGGAGAGCAGCCUGUGACUGAGGAGAUUUCUCAACCCAGCCUUUGUUUUGGCUUGUUUUUUUUUCUCUGACAUUUGAUCCUCUGACCCCAUUGGCUUUGAAGGAGCAAGAGAAAACAAGAGUUUCGUCACAGAGGGCAGAGCAGGAGGACGUCUUUGGUUAACUUUGCUGCUACAGAAAGUAGCUGAGUCAGAAGAAACAUUAACUUAAGGUGUCAUUUCCAAAAAAUAGAAGAGAGGAAGAAUAAAAUAUUUGUUUUGCAUUUUUAAAUCACCAUUGGCUGCAUUUAAAAAAAAGCCUCAACAAGUCAAGAGUGAGUCUGGACUGGAGGUGCUCAGAUCAGAAGAUAGCAGCAAGAGCUCAAGAGCCAUUGAUCAGAGGUCAGGGCUGAACAUAAGAGGAGAGAGAGAGAGAGCAGAGGGAUUAAAGAACGGAGAGGAAAAAUAUAGAAGAGGAAGGAGCUCCGGGGUCAAGUCAGCCAGACAAGCAAAGGGGAGAAAGGUCAACGCAGGCGAGGCUCCUGCCUUCAGAUAUCUCAGGACAAAGCUGGUUGAAUCUAAACAAGGAGUCCUGGUGUCGGAGUUAGGAAUCAGUCCUUUAAACUUCCUGGGGAAGAGAAAAGCCCGGUGGACAGAGCAUAAGGUCCGUUUAUGAUCCUCUCACUGGAUCAGAGAAUAUGGCCAUGGUGAGUGGGGGAUGGGGCAACCCCAACGGUGACACUAACGGACUGGGAGAGAAGGCUUACCUGAGGAGGGAGGAGGACAACGACUCACCCCAGGCUGGCAGCAGCGACGUGGACGUUGGGGACGAGGACAAGGCAGGCGUGGUGGACUGCGUGGUGUGUGGGGACAAGUCCAGCGGUAAGCACUACGGCGUGUUCACCUGCGAGGGCUGCAAGAGCUUCUUCAAGAGGAGCAUCAGGAGGAACCUCAACUACUCCUGCAGAUCAAACAGAGAAUGCCAAAUUGACCAGCAUCAUCGGAACCAGUGCCAAUAUUGUCGUCUGAAGAAGUGUUUCCGUGUCGGGAUGCGCAAAGAAGCUGUCCAGCGGGGUCGACUCCCUCCUACUCACUCAGGUAUCAGUCCCAACCCGCUUUCUGGAGGGGCUGGUGGUCCUGGUCCAGGUCACCUCGGGGCAGACUACUUCAAUGGGAACCCGGUGUCAGAGCUCAUCUCCCAGCUCCUCCGGGCCGAGCCGUACACCAACAGCCGUUACGGAGCCCCCUACGCCCAGGCGCAGAUGCAGGCAUCAGCAGGCGGGGCGUCCGUAAUGGGCAUCGACAGCAUCUGUGAGCUGGCUGCCCGCCUCCUCUUCAGCACCAUCGAGUGGGCCAGGAACAUCCCAUACUUCCCAGAACUCCCAGUCUCAGAACAGGUAGCGCUACUGAGACUAAGCUGGAGUGAGCUGUUCAUCCUGAACGCAGCUCAGUCCGCCCUGCCGCUGCACAUGGCUCCUCUGCUGGCAGCCGCCGGCUUCCACUCGUCCCCCAUGUCUGCGGAGCGGGUGGUGUCGUUCAUGGACCAGGUCAGGGUUUUCCAGGACCAGGUGGACAAGCUGAACCGGCUACAGGUGGACUCAGCCGAGUACAGCUGCCUCAAAGCUAUCGCCCUCUUUUCCCCUGAUGCAUGUGGCCUGUCAGACCCCGCCCACGUGGAGUCCCUACAGGAGAAGGCCCAGGUCGCCCUGACGGAGUACGAGAGGCUUACGUACCCCAGCCAGCCGCAACGCUUUGGCCGCUUGCUGCUGCGUCUCCCUGCUCUACGCGCCGUUCCUGCGAAUCUCAUUUCCCAACUCUUCUUCAUGAGGCUGGUGGGAAAAACACCGAUCGAGACGCUGAUCCGAGACAUGCAGCUCUCAGGGAGCUCCAUCAGUUGGCCGUACGCUGCAGGACAGUAAAGGACCCCUUCAGAGAGAGACAGACUGAGAUCAGACUUUAAGAAGGCAUCGCCAGGACUCCAUGCUGUGACUUUCAGAUCCUAACUAAGGAGACAUUUUCCCUCUCUAUUCCUGUGAAAUUAGACUGGAAUGACAGUCAGGUUAUUUGAUAGAAACACUGCGUUAUUGUCCUGAUGUAUGUUUGCAGCACUUGUCAGUCGUGUUCCCUCCUCUGGCUGAUCUCGCUUCGUCUCACUCUGAUUGAACAGGGCCUUCAUUAAACUGCUCUCUCACAUGAGGCCAUGUGCCUCUUCUACCUCCUCCCAUAUGACACCCCAAUGUGACUCUUGUUGAACCCAGGCUCUGUGUGCUCUACCUUCUUUGUUGUCCAGUCUAAAUUAAGCCAUAGCAGCCAUGGGCACUGCGACAUACAGAUCAAAGCUGGGAGGCGUUGGAGGGAUCAUGCAGAAGCUCUCAUAUGUAUUUCAUGAACCCAGGAGAUAGAUGAAUGAAUGAAUGAAUGAAUGAAUGAAUGAAUGAAUGAAUGAAUGAAUGAAUGAAUGAAUUGUCUGCAGCCUGGGCGAUGGACUUUGUCAUCCUCAGCUAUGUAAAUACAAGUCUGUUACAGUGCUGUGAAAAAAGCAUUUGCCCCCUUACAGAUUUCCUUUGUUUUUGGCUUGUUGGAGUUUAUCCCAUAAAACCCAUCUGUAUUUAGUCCAGACCUGGACUGGCCGUUGUUUUUUAGAAUUUACUUUAUUCAAAUUUAUGGCUUCAUAAUUUUUGGCAGGACAUCCAGGUCCUAAAGCAGAGCAGUCCCAGCCCAUCACACUACCAUCCUGUGUAAGAGAAUCUUUUUCGCACACCUUCCACUAGGUCCCACUUUUGGCCUAAAUACCCUAAAUGCAUUUUCCCAAAAACUCUUAGGGGACAUUAGGACAGAUGUCAGAGGUGCUCAAGUCCAGUCCUCAAGAGCUACUAUCCUGCAACUAUUUGAUGCAACCAUUUUAACACACCUGAAUCAAAUGAGUGGCUCAAUAUCACGCUUCUGCUGGGCUAAAUGAGGGGAUUAAGGCUUUGGAUUCAGGUGUGCUAGAGAGGAGAUGCAUGUAAAAGAUACAGGAUGGUAGCUCUUGAGGACUGGACUUGAGCACCCUUGAUCUAUUUCUUUUUGACUAGUUUGUCUUUUAAAGGCACACUGUGUAACUUUUGGCCACUAGGGUGCCAGAGUUUCUUCAGGGUGUCUUGAAACGAAGUGAGCGUGAGUUAAACUAUCACGACAGCACUUAAAGGCUUACAGUGUGAGGUCCGUAGGUGGGAAAUGCAGGAGCUUGCAGUGAGGAAGGUGGUUGCCAUGCAGGAGGAGGCUGGUCGGUAACGGGCAGGGCUGACCUGAUGAGUCUGCGGUGUGGCGGAAAGUGACAGUCAGCUGGGCGUUGCGCUGAUUGAGCACUGGCAUGACAGCUUGAAUCUCUGAGAGGCUGAGAAACGGACCAGAGGCUGACAUGCUCAGCAAAGAUCUGUGACUCGUGGCGCUCAGAGGUGGGAUUCGGAGCCAAACAACCACGUAUGGCUAGCAGGAGAAAAACAAAGGCUGGACACAGAAACCACUGCAACACCCUGACAACAUCGAAAUAAUAACAAAGAUAUAUGAUUGUAUACUAGGAGCAAAGUGUUAACUUCUGCUCUAGUAAUAAAGUUGAGAAAAGAGAAUCGAUUUUAAAUCCGACUUCUUCUUUCAGCCUGCGCCAACAAAUAAACUCAUUUCCAUGUUUCACGUUUUCUCUUUUUAGCCUCCUUAGAAGGUUUAAACUUUUUCCUUGCCUCAGACAUGACCAGUAGUCGAGCAGGCGGGAAAACUAGUAGAGCAAAAGCGUUAGCUCCAUGACUAUAUGAGAGCCUGUGCCCGUAAAGCGAUACUUUCUUCCAGGUCACAUGACCUGGCCAAUGACGGUCCGUCAUCUCCCAGCUUACAUAGUUGGUAUUUGAAGAAGGGAGACCCGCUUGUAGGAUUGAUAGUAUCAAUCGCUGUAUAUUGGCUUA